AUGCGGCGCGGUAAACUCAGUGUUACAGACGAUGAUUUGGAAGAGCUCCGAGGGUGCUUUGAGUUGGGAUUUAACUUUGACUCGUCCGAUUUGGAUCCGAAAUUGUCAUCUGCUUUUCCAGCUUUAGGGUUUUACCAUGCUGUAAAUCGGCAGUACAGCAAUAGUUUGUCCCGGUCUUCUUCUUCGUCGUUUUCUGAUUGCGAUUCCGUGUCAUCUGUUGGAAGCCAUAGCUCUAUUAUUGAUCCUGAUGACGAUCCCGCGAUUGUGAAGACGAGAUUGAAGCAGUGGGCACAAAUUGUAGCUUGUUCGGUACGCCAAUCUUCACCGAGCUAA
Molecule: messenger RNA, 333 nt
Organism: Fraxinus pennsylvanica
Lineage: Eukaryota; Viridiplantae; Streptophyta; Magnoliopsida; Lamiales; Oleaceae
Source: the annotation of a GenBank genome assembly